Molecule: messenger RNA, 2415 nt
Organism: Aspergillus caelatus
Lineage: Eukaryota; Fungi; Ascomycota; Eurotiomycetes; Eurotiales; Aspergillaceae
Exons: 4
Coding region: 1-2415 (804 amino acids)
Biological process (GO): regulation of DNA-templated transcription; DNA-templated transcription
Molecular function (GO): DNA-binding transcription factor activity, RNA polymerase II-specific; zinc ion binding; DNA binding
Source: RefSeq, a predicted model, not a curated record
AUGGAGGCUGAGUGUCAAGUCUGUCACCAGCGAUUCGCGCGCAGGGAGCAUCUUGAACGUCACCUUCGCCGCCAUUCCGGGAUUCGCCCUUUUCCGUGUCCAUCAUGUUCACGCUCUUUCUCCAGGAGGGACACCCUGGCUCGCCAUGUCACAACCCACGGUACCGGAGCCGAUGGGCUACUUGUACGUACCAGAGGGGCCAACGCCUGCUUACCGUGUUCUCGCGCCAAGCUGAAGUGCAGUGGCGGCGCCCCAUGUCACCGGUGCCAGAGUAAGGGUCGCAACUGUGUGUAUCGAGGCUCUGAUAAGCCCCCAGAGACUGCGCUGGUGAGCCCAAAUGGCGCCAAUAAUUUCGCUCCUCGUAGUAUCAUAGGCAACGAUACCACCGCCCUGGGCCAUUUGCCGCCUAAUCCGCAGUACAACCCAGUUUAUAUGCCUAGCGGCCGAGACGACAUGACCAGCAUUCCAGCUUCUGAUAGUGCGGUUCCCAUGUCUCCUGAUAUAGACCUCGGCUUUCCGUGGAUGCUUGACUAUGCAACCCUUUUUCAAGGGGGCAGUCUGGGCGACCAGCAGCCUCUUCUUGACCUAGCCACCCAGCUCCCAGAUGGACCACUUGCAUCAACCUCUAGCCUGGCAGACGUCCAAAGCCACAAUAUCGAUAUACCAGUUGUUUCUAACCAACAAGAGCAUUACCAGUCUCGUGUCUUGAACCCUAACCGAGCAUCGAUCAUGGAUGCGACAGACGACGAUAUAAUCAUAGCUGAAAACUUCUGCCAUGCCAUAGUUCCGCUGAAUAGGUCUUACCAAGCCAUUUUUGGACUCUUCAAGAGCCAGUUAGAUGUCCGCUUCAAGGACUUCUCGUUUCCCAGCCAGCCAGCGUUUAAGUCGUUUAUACAGUUGUAUUACGAAUACUUCGACUGUCAGCUGAGCUUCGUUCACCGAUCUGUACUGGAAGAACAGGACACCCCGUGGAUUCUUGUCCUGGCUGUGGCAUCUGUCGGAUGCCAGUAUACACAGUUGGCCAAACGGGAGCAGUAUUCUGCCAUUCUCACAGAGCUCCUGCGAUUGUCGCUGCCUCUCGAUACGCCUAUGGAAACGCCGCUAAUAAAGCUGCAGGGCCCCAAAGCGAGGAUAUAUGACACCGUAGUAUUAGCCCAGUGCUCAUUGCUUGCCAUUGUCAACUUCAUGUUUACCGGCUUCAAAGAUAAUGUGGUCAACUUGCAAAUCCAACGAGCAUGGCUCGCAACUUUAGUACGGCCGUUUCUUACCUCCCCCAAACCUAAGAGUUCAUUAUUAAGCCAAGAGGUCAACGGUCGCACCUCCAGCAACACCUGGGGUUCGUGGAUCCGUUCUGAGAUGGAAAGGAGAUUAGCAUACUGCUACCUAGUGGUUGACAGUUGGUGCUUCAUAUUUUUGGGACUUCCGGUGACCUUCACGGCAAAGGACUAUCAGCAAAUGCUUCCCUCUUCUGACAUAUUAUGGGGGGCGCAUAAUGCAGAUGAAUGGAGCGGUCAUAUGGCUCUAGAUGGACCACAACCAAAGAGUCUCAAGGAGCUCUUCACCAUGGACUCGGCGGCUUCAAUAGCUAGCGCAUCGCAGACAUCUGAAUUUGCCAAACUCUGCCAACACCUUAUGCUAUUUGUGGAAGAAAGGCGAGUUAUAGCAGCAAACCAGUCGUGCAUUCUCCAUGAUUUUAGUGACGAUACUCAGCACCGAAAUCCAUGUUCACAACAAUCGGCCUAUAGCAGCCUGGACUGGAGGUACAGAAUGUUGAUGCCCUCAAGCCCAACAGCCUCUUUGGGCAAGGGUGUCUCAGACACAAGGGAUACAUUCUUCCAUCUGCUGUUCAUUCUGAGACAUAUACCUCUGGAAAGCUUGUAUACAUAUUCUGGAUGGUAUGCUUCUAAAGAAGAUAUUUCCGGUGCAGAACUUUACCUUCGCACUUGGCUGCAAGACAACCCUGCACUCUCGAGGGAAUGUGUGUCGCAUGCAGGGGCUUUAAUAGGCAAAAUUCGGCUAUCCCUUACCAUGUCCUGCUACGACCCUUUCUGUCUCCUGAUAGCUGUAUUGUUUCUAUGGACCUUUGAAAAACUAAAGCCAGCCUUACCGGCGGCACUGAGACAAGCGUCACCGGGCAGCGGACCUGCAAUCAUCUUCAAGAUUGACCAAUGUCACGAGGAGGGCAUAAGAGAGCGAUGGAUUCGGGGUGACCCAGAAGUAUCAGUGCAUAUUACUGGUGUUGGUUUGCUAUCAAGUGCGGGAGGAACAAGGCGCCUGCUACAAGAGUACUUGCGCAUCAUAAGCCCCCAAACUGGUUGGCCUACGCUUCGCAGGGGCUUGAUAGCUUGUGGGUGUGACCUCAUCAAUGAAAUCGCCCCCAUAACGACUUCCCCGCACCGAGAUAACGAAACAUAG